ACCGAAUACGAAUAAUAAUCUUGUCUGUCAUCAGCAGGGAGACAACGUCGGCUGCGAGCCGAUCUAAUCGAAAAGCAAUCUCGAAUUCGGUGUGUCGGCCGGCCAGAUGAAUUAAUCGCAAGGUCGCCGACGCGUUCUGCGACACUUGGAGCGGCCCUUCCACCUUCCAUUCGAACUGCAGCGAAAUUCUCUCGGGGCAGAAUGGUGAAGCUGUUCAGCCUGAGCGUGCUGCACAAGUCGCCAGGGAAGGCGACCUGGCUGUGCGCCUCCUACGACACCUCCACGUUCAACUUCUUCCAGCGGAGCAGCGCCACCGAGUUCAUGUCGUUCGUCAGCAAGACCAUCGUCGAACGCACCCACACCUGCUCCAGACAGUCCGUCAAGGAAGGAGAUUACAUGUGUCACGUGUACGUCCGGGCGGACAACCUGUCCGGAGUAGUUCUCUCGGACCACGACUACCCCCACAGGGUGGCACACACCUUGAUCACUAAGCUCCUUGAAGAGUUCGCUGCCAAAUUCAUUCCCUCCUCGUGGAGCUCGCUACCGGAGAAAUCUGCAGUCUUUCCGCAACUCGAGACAUACCUCGUCAAGUACCAGAACCCCAGGGAGGCGGACGCGAUGACUAAAAUCCAGGAGGAGCUAGACGAGACUAAAAUCAUUCUGCAUAACACGAUCGAGGCUGUGCUGGAGCGUGGCGAGAAGCUGGACGACCUGGUUUCCAAGUCUGAGGGUCUGAGCGUGCAGUCCAAGGCCUUCUACAAGACGGCCCGCAAAACGAACUCGUGCUGCAGCCUCGGUUGAUGAGACUCGACCCUAGUUGGUGUUUGUGAUCUUUGUGCAUGCCACGCAUUGAAACUUAACACUUCCGUUUCUCUUCAGUUACAGACUAUUUAUGUAUUCCGAUGCCUCUUACGUACGUUAUGUACCGUUCUUUUUUUUUAUCCAAACCGCAAAUAUAUUAAUAUAUUAUUGUGUACGCGAAUUUGGUCACGCCGACUGAAUGAACACAUGAGAAGAAGGGUAGAAAGAAAGCUAGAAAGUGGACUGUGUCGGCUGCUCUUGCAUGCGUUUACUUUUGGUUCAGUUUUUUUUUUAGAUCGGUUCGCAUCUUCUCUUUCGAUGAAUGUGCCUGUAUGUAUUCCUGUGGAUGUACACACACUGUUAUAUCAACGUGCGACAUUUCAAGCAGACUCAAAUAAAGGCGUUAAUCGUGUUCAUUCAAA
Molecule: messenger RNA, 1223 nt
Organism: Cloeon dipterum
Lineage: Eukaryota; Metazoa; Arthropoda; Insecta; Ephemeroptera; Baetidae
Gene: Ykt6
Product: YKT6 v-SNARE
Exons: 5
Coding region: 202-801 (199 amino acids)
Biological process (GO): endoplasmic reticulum to Golgi vesicle-mediated transport
Cellular component (GO): Golgi apparatus; membrane
Molecular function (GO): SNAP receptor activity
Source: RefSeq, a predicted model, not a curated record